AUGAACAUUCAAAAGACUCCUAAAGAUUUAUUUGAUAACAAGAAUGAAGAAAAAAUCACUAAGAAACUCCAUCCCGAAUACGGUGUCUACUUUGGUGCUCUUGUAUCCAUUUUAAUUCCUGCCAUUAUGAUUUGCUUAUUUGAAGAGGAUACCAUAAAAAAAAAUCCAUUUUUUAUAUCUCUAAUGGUUGGUUUUUCAUUUUUAUAUUCUAUGAUUCUAAAUGUCUAUACAUUUAUGAAAAUUAGGAAGUGUGAUUGGGAAUCCUUAGAGACUUACUACUACAUAUCCAAAUUCUUCCUUCUUUUAUUUUCCAUCAUCUCUGCCCUUUCUCUCAUUUCAAUUCCCAUGGGUGGUAACUUUCCUCGAAAUGAUCAGAAACUUUAUACUUUUGGGUUCUUCCCGUGUAUUGUAUCGACUGCCUAUUUGUUGUUUUUUAAUCUUACACCGAAGUCCUCCCCAUUUAUGGGCCCAGUUACCGACAUUUUUAUUAUUCUACUGUUUCUAACAUAUUCGAUAGGAAUUUGGCUUUGUGUUGCUCUUGAAAACUCUAAUUUUUCUUUUUUAAUUUACCUUGGAGUUCUCUUUCUUGCUCUUAUUCCGUUGAAAUUACUGAAAGAUCAAUAUAAUCCAUGUAGAAAGGAUGAUAAAGCUUCUACAUUGCAGAAGCAAAUUCUCUUUAUCCUUAUAUUGAUUACUGCUGCAACCAUCUACGGACUUUUACUAUUCUUUGAUUUGCAUUCUCUCCCAUUCUUUAACUUUAAUGAUUAG
Encephalitozoon intestinalis ATCC 50506 is the source of this 768-nucleotide messenger RNA. RefSeq lists its product as uncharacterized. The record is from RefSeq and is a predicted model, not a curated record. NCBI's taxonomy places the organism in Eukaryota, Fungi, Microsporidia, Unikaryonidae. The coding region runs from base 1 to 768 and encodes 255 amino acids. The transcript has a single exon.